Messenger RNA from Marchantia polymorpha subsp. ruderalis, 1101 nucleotides. The record is from the annotation of a GenBank genome assembly. Lineage: Eukaryota; Viridiplantae; Streptophyta; Marchantiopsida; Marchantiales; Marchantiaceae.
AUCAGAGGAGUAUAUUGCCAGCCUCUGCAGCAGCAUGCGUCCAUCAAGUGAUUUACUUUCUCCGAGCACACUACGAGGAAGCUAAGCCAGGUUCAAAAGUAAGCAGAAGAGGCUACUCCGAUACAGGACAAGCCCCAAUGUUCAUCAAACCUAAUUAUAGAUCCAGAAAUGACCUUCGCUCGUAAAUAUGCAAGCUCAUGAACAACUGGAAGGAAGAACGAAGGGAAGGAAGACGGAUGGAAGUACGAGGAUAUCCAGAUGGAGUUCUUGCAGCGCACAUUAGCUAAUAUUGCAAGGAACGAGAGGAAACGUUGUCACACUUCCAAGCAGAGAUAAGUGAAAAACCUCUGCAUCUGUCUCACAGGCCAUGUGAUAUCGAAAUCCUUUCAUGUAGGAUAUGAUUUCGUUAAGUUGCCUGUUAACAUGAUCUUCUUCUUCGAGAAACAAGUAGGCAGCGAGGAGAUCAAUUAUCGAUAUAAGUGACUGAGACAUGGUGACAUUUUAGUGCUUGACACUAAACGGACACUUCAAGAGAUAUUUGUGGGUUUGUGAAAUUAUAGGACGAAACAUGCACAAAUCUAAGACAGCCUAUUGUCAGUUCCGUCGCAACUACCACAUUUAACAACUCCCAACCGAGUCCCCUCAUCCCCAACUCAGCUCAUCUCAACAGCAACUGCGCAUGCACAUGCAUAUUUCACUUUUAGCUGAUCGGUCAACCAUACAAUGGCCACAUUUAGCUGUAGACUGCACGUUUGUUCAAAAAAGCUCUGGAUCUCCGCUCUUAUUUUCCGGGCCUCAUUUCUGCUGCGUAGAUGAGAACUAUGAAAGUUGUCGACGUAUCGUAUGUAAGUUAAUUCUCGGAUUGUAUUUUUUCCCUAGCACAUCAUGAAAGUUAAGCGACAGUAAAUCGGCCCUCAUCUGCACUCAUUUAAUACACAUUUCCAGGUCACCAUUUUCUCUGUUUCUUGUUGGCCUGAAAUUUUUCAUGUUUUCUGGGACCGUGGUCUCUAUGUUCGUUGGCAUAAAUGACUAAAUUGUGCGUCAGACCAGUUUUUGUACAUUCUUUUUCCUCCCUCCCUCCUUCACUCACCUUCGUUUCCU